CGCGGGGGCGGGGCGGGGCAAGCUGAGCUGUCUCGGGGCUCUGCGCGGGCCAUGGUGCGUCCCGGGGCGCGCGGCCGCCCGCUGGGCUCGGCGCUGCCCCUGCUGCUGGUGCUCUUCGACCUGCAGUACCAGGGAGCUGAAUGUGGAAUAAAUGCAGAAGUAGAAAAACAACUUGAAAUGGGCAAGAAGUUACUGGCUGCUGGACAGCUAGCAGAUGCCUUGUCUCACUUUCAUACAGCUAUAGAGGGUGAUUCUGAUAACUACAUUGCCUAUUACAGAAGAGCCACAGUGUAUUUAGCCAUGGGCAAAUCUAAAGCUGCAAUUCGUGAUUUAAGUAAAGUGGUUGAACUUAAGCAGGAUUUCACAUCAGCAAGAUUACAAAGAGGACACUUAUUACUUAAGCAAGGAAAAUUUGAUGAAGCUGAUAAAGACUUCAAAACUGUGCUCAAAUCUAAUCCCAGUGAUAAUGAGGAACAGGAAGCCCGGUCUCGGCUGAUGAAAUCCGAUGAGCUGCAGCGACUGCAUUCACAAGCCCUUUCUGAGUACCGCCAGGAGGAUUACGCUGCUGCCAUUACUCUCCUUGAUGAGAUUCUUGCAGUUUGUCUUUGGGAUGCUGAGCUGCGGGAGCUUCGAGCUGAAUGCUAUAUGAAGGAAGGAGAACUGGGCAAAGCCAUUAAUGACUUAAAGGCUGCUACCAAACUGAAGAGUGACAAUACUGAAGCCUUCUAUAAAAUCAGCACAAUAUACUAUCAUCUGGGGGACCAUGAGCUGUCACUCAGUGAAGUCCGAGAGUGCCUGAAACUUGACCAAGACCAUAAACCAUGUUUUUCUCACUAUAAACAAGUAAAAAAACUUAAUAAGCAGAUCGUAUCAGCAGAAGAACUUAUAAAAGAGGGCAGGUACACAGAUGCCAUCAGUAAAUAUGAAUCUGUAAUGAAAACUGAGCCAGAUGUCCCAGUUUAUGCUACUCAAGCCAAAGAAAGAAUCUGCCACUGUUUCUCUAAGAAUCAGCAGUCUGCUGAAGCCAUAAAAGCUUGCACAGAAAUUCUGCAGCUGGAACCAUCCAAUGUGAAUGCCCUAAAAGACAGAGCAGAAGCCUAUUUAUUAGAAGAAAUGUAUGAGGAAGCUGUUAAAGAUUAUGAAACUGCUCAAGCCAACAGUGAAAAUGAUCAACAGAUUCGUGAAGGUCUGGAGAGAGCCCAGAAGAUGCUGAAGCAGUCUCAGAAGAGAGAUUACUACAAAAUUUUAGGAAUAAAAAGAAAUGCUCGAAAACAAGAAAUAAUCAAAGCAUACAGAAAGCUAGCAUCACAGUGGCACCCUGAUAACUUCCAGAGUGAAGAGGAGAAGAAGCAAGCAGAAAAGAAGUUUAUUGAUAUAGCAGCAGCUAAAGAAGUCCUUACUGACCCAGAGAUGAGAAAAAAGUUUGAUGCAGGCGAGGAUCCAUUAGAUGCGGAGAGCCAGCAGGGUGGAGGACACCCUUUCCACAGAAGCUGGAACACAUGGCAAGGAUUCAACCCGUUUGGUUCAGGAGGACCAUUUACGUUUAAAUUCCACUACAGUUAGAACAAGACUAGUUUGCUGUGGCUGCUGCUUUACCAAACUUUAAAAAAAAUAAAACUCUCAGUUCAAGACUCUAAACGUAUGUUAUCCUUAACCAAAGAGUUUCUUACUACAAGAAAAGUUCACUUUAAUGCAGCAAACUGCUUCAAUGUGUUCUGAUAGGAGUGAGUGGGCUGGACAGGAUUCAACAGUGCUGUUAUAUUUGCACAAGGGUAUAUGCGGAAUAGUCAUUCCUCUGAGUGAAGAAGAAACAGUAGGUUACUAUUCAGGAAAGCACUUAAUCACAUGCUUAAAUCCUCCUGAAGUUAAUAUGAUUUAAGUCAAUGUAACUUAAGCCUAUGCUUAAUGUUAGAUGCAUUUACAUUCUGUUUUAAUUAGGACAUUAUAGAAGUGGAAAAGACUGGUAAUUACAUGUAGAUUCACAAAUGAGAAAAAAAAGUGUUGCUACAGUCAGCGGAAUGAUUCAGCAUCUCUCAGUAUUCUUAAAAUACACUAGUGAUUUGCCCAGCUACUGAACUGUAUUAAUAGCAGCAGUCAUACCCUAUGUAGAACCUAUGCAUAGGUCACAGAGGCCACUACAGAAACAGUAAAUCCAUAUUUCAACUGAAAAGCAACCUAAUUAAAUGUGAAUAUUCUCCCAGUCUCUCUCAUGAUGCACUUCAGUUCCUUACAGUGCUUUGGCUCUGCUAAUAAAGCUCACAUAACUCUGGAGAAUUAAGCCCUGUAUUGGUAAGAGGAACAUUAUCAGUACAGAUGCAGUUGCAAGCACAACUCAUGUUCUUCCCUUAUUUAUAUCAUCAACCCACAUAUUCUGGGACAUAAUUAUAGGGUCAUAUAGGACACAAAAAUGCACUUAGAUGGGUACAAGAGGUAAUGGAUACUGUCUUCAUCUUUAUUUUUACUAUUAAACUAGAAUCAAAGUGA
Molecule: messenger RNA, 2484 nt
Organism: Gavialis gangeticus (Gharial)
Lineage: Eukaryota; Metazoa; Chordata; Crocodylia; Gavialidae
Gene: DNAJC3
Product: DnaJ heat shock protein family (Hsp40) member C3
Exons: 12
Coding region: 52-1563 (503 amino acids)
Biological process (GO): protein folding in endoplasmic reticulum
Cellular component (GO): endoplasmic reticulum
Molecular function (GO): protein-folding chaperone binding; misfolded protein binding
Source: RefSeq, a predicted model, not a curated record